AUGGAGAUAGAGAGGAACAUAGACAGAGGAAGCCAUUGGGUUAUUCUGGCCGUACUCUACAUUAUCCCAGCAGACAUCAACACCCUGAUCAACUACUUCAGUUUCGCCCAGUGGGCUAUCUACGGACUCACAGCUCUCGCUCUCAUCGUCAUGCACUUCACCAGGAAGGAACUCAAGAGGCCCGUCAAGUGUCCCAUGCCCAUAGCUGUGCUGGUGGUGAUCGUGUCCUGCUACCUGGUCCUAGCACCGAUCAUAGACAAGCCAGAGCUGGAGUAUCUGUACUGUACCAUCUUCAUCCUCAGCGGUCUGCUGCUCUACUUCCCCUUCGUUCAUCGCAGGUUCAGCUGGACACACAGGGUCAUGAGGCCAAUCACCAUGCAUCUCCAGCUGCUGAUGGAGGUCGUUCCUCCUGAGAAAAACGAAUAGAGGAAGAUAAUAAACAGCCUAAACUGACUGAUGUGGACAAAUGUAUUUGUGCAUCCCAAAUGGUACCCUUUUCCCUAUGUGGUGCACUACCCCAUAGGCCCUAGUCAAAAGUAGUGCACUACUUAGGGAAUAGGGUGCCAUUUGAGACACAGACUUAGAAAUUAAGGUUCUGUACUGUGUCAUA
Messenger RNA from Oncorhynchus masou masou (cherry salmon), 610 nucleotides. RefSeq names its product b(0,+)-type amino acid transporter 1-like. Bases 1 to 426 code for a protein of 141 amino acids. NCBI's taxonomy places the organism in Eukaryota, Metazoa, Chordata, Actinopteri, Salmoniformes, Salmonidae. The record is from RefSeq and is a predicted model, not a curated record. Gene Ontology annotation, biological process: amino acid transmembrane transport. Gene Ontology annotation, molecular function: L-amino acid transmembrane transporter activity. The transcript has 4 exons.